CCCAGGGGGCCAUGCCUGAGUCCUUGGCGCACUCCAAACUGGUGCAGGAGUGUCUGCAGCAGUUCCAGGUGACGAAUGCACAGCUGCAGCAAAUCCAAGCCAGUCUGCUGGGCUGCAUGGAGCAGGCACUGAGGAACCAGGCUGGCCCUGACCCUUCUGUCCGGAUGCUGCCCACAUAUGUGGGGUCCACCCCACAUGGCACUGAGAAAGGAGACUUCCUGGUGUUGGAGCUUGGAGCCACAGGGGCCUCACUGCGUGUUUUGUGGGUGACUCUCACGGGCAUGAAUGGGCACAGGGUGGAGCCCAGGAGCCAGGAGUUUGUGAUCCCCAAAGAGGUGAUGUUGGGCACCGGCCAGGAGCUCUUUGACUUUGCCGCCCGCUGCCUGUCUGAGUUCCUGGAUGCAAACCCCGUAGGCAAGCACAAACUGCAGCUCGGGUUCAAUUUUCCUUUCCCUUGUCGCCAGACGAGCCUGGACAAGAGCACCCUCAUUUCCGGGACCAAAGGUUUCCAGUGCAGUGGGGUGGAAGGCGAGGACGUGGUCCAGCUGCUGAGAGAUGCCAUUCAGAAGCAGGGGACCUACGACAUUGAAGUGAUUGCUGUGGUGAAUGACUCCGUGGGCACCAUGAUGGGCUGUGAGCCAAGGGACCAGCCCUGUGAGGUCGGCCUUGUUGUGGGCACGGGCACCAAUGCAUGUUACAUGGAGGAGGCCCGGCAUGUGGCAGUGUUGGAUGAGGAUCGAGGGCGCAUGUGUGUCAACGUCGAGUGGGGCUCCUUCAAUGACAACAAGGCCCUGGGGCCCGUGCUGACCACCUUUGACCACACCCUGGACAAGGAGUCCCUGAAUCCCGGUGCCCAGAGGUUUGAGAAGAUGAUUGGGGGCCUGUACCUGGGUGAGCUGGUGCGGUUGGUGCUGGUACACCUGACCCAGCACGGGGUGCUCUUUGGCGGCUGCACCUCCCCCGCGCUGCAGAGCAGAGACAGCAUCCCGGCGGAGCACGUGGCUGCCAUGGCUGCUUCCUCUGGGGUAGCCCGUGCCUUCAGUAUCCUGAAGGGCUUAGGCCUAAGCCCAGCAGCUUCGGAUGCAGAGUUGGUACAUUGCGUGUGUGCAGCUGUGAGCAGGCGGGCCGCCCAGCUCUGUGCUGCUGCCCUGGCCGCCGUCCUGUCCCGCCUCCAGUGCAGCCGGCAGCAGCAGACACUCAAGGUCACAGUGGCCACUGGAGGCCAAGUGUUUGAGCAGCACUCCAGGUUCCGCAGCAUCCUGCAGGAUACAAUAGUGCCACUGGUCCCAAGAUGUGAGGUCUCCUUCGUUUCUUCUGUGGAUGGGGGCGGCCAGGGCGUGGCAGUGGUGACGGCAGUGGCCGCCCGCCUGGCUGCCCACCGGCACCUGCUGAAGGAGACCCUAAUGCCGUUCCGCUUGGAGCACAAGCAGCUGGUCCAAGUGCAGACUCAGAUGCGGGAGGCCAUGGCGAGGGGCCUCCGAGGGGAGGCCUCCUCCCUCCGCAUGCUGCCCACUUACGUUCGGGCCACGCCUGAUGGCAAUGAGCGAGGGGACUUCCUGGCCCUGGACCUUGGCGGCACCAACUUCCGGGUGCUCCUGGUACAUGUGGGUGAUGGAGGUGUCCGGAUCACCAAUCAGAUCUACCAGGUCCCGGAGCACGUGGCCCAGGGCUCUGGGCAGCAGCUCUUUGAUCACAUUGUGGAUUGCAUCGUGGACUUCCAGCGGAAGCAGGGGCUGAGUGGCCGGAGCCUCCCCCUAGGUUUCACCUUCUCCUUCCCAUGCAAGCAGCUUGGCCUGGACCAGGGCAUUCUCUUGAACUGGACCAAGGGUUUCAAUGCAUCAGACUGCGAGGGCGAAGAUGUCGUGUAUUUGUUGCGGGAAGCCAUCAGGCGUAGACAGGGAGUGGAGCUGAAUGUGGUCGCCAUUGUCAAUGACACGGUGGGGACCAUGAUGUCCUGUGGCUAUGAGGACCCCCGCUGCGAGAUGGGCCUCAUUGUUGGGACUGGCACCAAUGCCUGCUACAUGGAAGAGCUCCAGAAUGUGGCCAGUGUGGCUGGGGACUCGGGCUGUAUGUGCAUCAACAUGGAGUGGGGCGCCUUUGGGGACGAUGGCUCAUUGAACAGCCUUAGCACCUGCUUUGAUCAAAGUGUGGACAAGGAUUCCAUCAACCCCAGCAAGCAGAGGUUCGAGAAGAUGAUCAGUGGCAUGUACCUGGGGGAGAUCGUGCGCCACAUCCUCCUGUAUCUAACUAGCCGGGGUGUUCUCUUCCGGGGCAAGCAGACCCAGCGCCUUCAGACCAAGGACAUCUUUAAGACCAAGUUUCUCUCUGACAUUGAAAGUGACAGCCUGGCCCUGCGGCAGGUGCGAGCCAUCCUAGAGGAUCUGGGCCUACCUGUAACCUCAGAUGAUACCCUGAUGGUCCUAGAGGUGUGCCAGGCCGUGUCCCAGCGGGCUGCCCAGCUCUGUGGCGCUGGCGUGGCUGCUGUGGUGGAGAAGAUCCGAGAGAACCGAAACUUAGAAAAGCUCACAAUAUCUGUGGGUGUGGAUGGAACCCUCUACAAGCUGCACCCACACUUCUCCAGCUUGGUGGCAGCCACAGUGCAGCAGCUGGCCCCUCUCUGCAAGGUCACCUUCCUGGAGUCAGAAGAUGGGUCUGGCAAAGGAGCGGCCCUGGUCACCGCUGUGGCCUGCCGCCUUGCCGAGAACACCCGCGUCUGAAGAUGGUCUCUGGCAGCCAUGAGAUCUCAGCUUCAACCCUGCUGAUGCAGGCCACAGGAACUAGCCUGUCCCCAGCGCCCCAGCCCGCAGCCAUGCCAAGAGAAGGAGCACUUGGGUUAGCAAUAUAUAUAUAUAAUUUAUUUACA
Messenger RNA from Ochotona princeps (American pika), 2863 nucleotides. RefSeq names its product hexokinase 3 (gene HK3). The transcript has 18 exons. The coding region runs from base 12 to 2717 and encodes 901 amino acids. The record is from RefSeq and is a predicted model, not a curated record. Gene Ontology annotation, molecular function: mannokinase activity; ATP binding; D-glucose binding. Gene Ontology annotation, biological process: glycolytic process; glucose 6-phosphate metabolic process; intracellular glucose homeostasis. Gene Ontology annotation, cellular component: cytosol; mitochondrion. NCBI's taxonomy places the organism in Eukaryota, Metazoa, Chordata, Mammalia, Lagomorpha, Ochotonidae.